Messenger RNA from Penicillium verhagenii, 4923 nucleotides. RefSeq names its product BTB domain and ankyrin repeat protein. The transcript has 3 exons. Lineage: Eukaryota; Fungi; Ascomycota; Eurotiomycetes; Eurotiales; Aspergillaceae. Gene Ontology annotation, molecular function: protein binding. Bases 1 to 4923 code for a protein of 1640 amino acids. The record is from RefSeq and is a predicted model, not a curated record.
AUGAGUAGCAAACUUUGGGAGUUUUUCAUUCAAGAUGAUGUGGAGAGCUUUCAGCUGUUCCUCACAAAUGCGACAUUUGCGGGGCCGCGAGCUGCAGGGGGUUCUGGAGGUGCUUCCAUAGGUCCGACAACAGCCAGUUUGACAUACAAAGGUGGAAGCCCCGGAUCGAUUAUCUCCCUGUCUCCCAACCCCCAAAAGCAGAAGAAGAAUCUUGGCUUGUCCCCCGGGACAUCCGCACCUGAGCGACCGGGUUUUCAGCGAGGAAACGCCACCUUGUUGCGCGCCGAUGUCAAUGCUCGAGAUCACUAUGGCAGGACCCUACUACAUCACAUCGUUUCUUCACCAAAGGCCACCGCGGCUAAAUUCGCACAUGCGCUGCUCAAUAUUCCUUUUCUUGACAUCUAUGCGCAGGAUUGGGAGAAUGGAUGGACGGCACUCCACCGGGCCCUUUAUGCGGGCAAUGCCACAAUCGCAUUGGCAUUGAUGGAUCGGGAUCAACGUGAUGCGACCGAUUUCAGCAAAGCGGAUAAAACAGGACAGGCUGGAAGCUUGAUUAAGAUCAAGGAUCGGGAGGGCUACAGUCCAUUCGAUGUUUAUGGAGCGACCAUCACCUCUCGCGAUAUUAAACGGAUGACUUCGUCGAGGCCAUGGAAUAAUGGUCCUGUGAUUGAUCACUUUCAUGAUGCUGAGAUUGGCUCGAGUCAUGCGUCCAAUGAUGGUGAAGACAAUGAAGACGAUAUCUAUGUUCCUCGAGUUUCCCUGAAGUCAACCACGGAUUUCUCCGCCGAUGAAGUCUUUACCCUUGGUAGCAACAAGAACCUGAACCUUGGGCUUGGAGACCAGGAUGAUCGCCAGUUUCCUGAACGGGUCAUUCUGAAGCGCCCCGAACAUCUUUUGAGUCGAUUUUAUCGCGAACAUCAGGAAGAGAUGGGCCUUGACCCUGUGCUCACUGAUGAGCUGCCAUCGCUUAUUCGAGACAAGCCGAUGAAGAUCCAAAAUACUGCCAUGUCGAAAUUACACACUGCAAUCAUUACAGAUGAUCCGGAAGCAAAUCUUUUCAUCUGUGGAUUUGGACCGGGUGGUCGCUUGGGAACUGGUGAUGAAGCAACCCGGUUUACCUUUUCUUGUAUCGAGACUGGUGGACUGGCUGGCAAGAAGGUUAUGUCGGUUGCCCUCGGUCAAGAUCACACCCUGGCCGUGACCGAGUACGGCGAGAUCUUCAGCUGGGGAAGUAACAAGUUCGGCCAGCUAGGAUAUGGCCUACCCAGGACCAACAACAAGAACGAUGUUCCCACUCAGACAACACCCCGUCAGAUAUUCAACCCGUUCAAAAAGGAGACAAUCAUUGGUGCUGCGGCAUCUUCGAUUCACUCUGUUGUCUUUAGCAAUUCCGGUCUCUAUACUUUCGGUAAAAACGAGGGCCAACUCGGAUUAGUAGAUUCGGAUGCGCGAUCGCUUGAAGUUCAAACAACUCCCCGGCGGGUUGGAGCAUCCCUCUUCAACUGUCCAAUUCAAAUGGUAUCUGCUAUUGAUCAGGCUACCGCUGUGCUUUUGCAAAAUCAUGAGGUCUGGGUCUUUUCGCAAUAUGGUUACUCGAAGCUAUCGUUUCCACUUGAGGCCACUUCGAGGUUUAUCCGAGACAGCUUCAUGGCAACCAGAUAUGAUUCUUCAGUGAAUCGAAUCGUCAAGCUAACCUCCGGGGGUAACACUAUUUGUGCCUUGUCUAGCUCUGGCGACGUUUUUACUGUCCAGGUCAAUAAGCCCGAGAAUCCAUCGACUUCAACCUCCACAACAAAUCCGGCUAAAAUCCGCAACUCUUUGGCCUCACCUGUCAGAGCCUGGUCUGCCAAGCAGUCACACAUGGCUGCUAGCGAUGUGGAUGUGGGUCAAGACGGAUCUAUCAUUAUUUGCACAACAUCGGGUUCUGCGUGGAGAAAAGAGAAACGGACCAAGAAAAAAGAAGGCGCUUCCAAAGACUACAAGUUUGCUCGUAUACCGGGCCUAUCAAGAGUAGUCGCUGUGCGCAGCAAUGCCUUUGGGGCUUAUGCCGUGGCCCAGCGCGACUACAAUGUGACCAAAGAACAGGUUCAUAUUGCCCAAAGCACUCUUUUGGAUGACCUCUUACCCCUCUCUCCAUUUGGGCUCCCUGCCCCAGAUGGCGUAGAGACAAUGUUUGAUGACGAGAGCAGUCUGGUUAAUCCCAUGGAGAUGUCUUGUGCAGCAGCUAUCAAGAGAUCUAUACUUUUGUCUACAAAUAUGGAAGAGGAAUAUCUUUCAUUGCGUACUGAGGGAACUGUUUGGAUUACCAGCUCUGUAUCUGAUGCACGGAUUGCUGUACACGAGUUCUUGCUGAGUGGACGCAGCCCCGUUCUCAGGAAAGCACUCCAGGAGUUCCGGUCAUCGUAUUACUCUUCUGUUCCUGAAAUUCUGGAUAUUGAAUACGGCAAGGAUGGCCACAUGCAGGUUCAGCUUCACGGUGUUGAUUUCCUCACUGUUUUGAACCUAGCACUCUUUUUUUAUACCGAUAAUGUUCUCGAUGUGUGGCACAAAGUGAAAAUCUCGCCUCAAAAUGCCACUCGAUAUCGGCAAGUACGCACUGAGGUGAUGCGAAUUGCCCUCCAGCUCGGCCUGCCAACCCUUGAACGUUCCGCAAGAUUAAUGCUUGACCCCGAGCCAAGCCUGAAAGAUGAUAUGGCCCUUGCCAUCAACCAUAGCUCAUUCUUUGACGAUGCCGAUGUGGUUGUUCAGCUGAGUAAUGGUGAUACUGUCAAAGUACAUAGCCAGGUGGUGUGCCAAAGAUGUCCAUUUUUCGAUGCACUAUUCCAUGGCCUCUCUGGUGGCCGUUGGCUUGCUUCACGGCGGGUGAAUCGGUCAGAUACCGUUCAUGUUGACCUGAAACAUAUCGACCGAUCCAUUUUCCUUUUCGUUCUGCGCUACAUGUAUGCAGACACCGAAGAGCAGUUGUUCCAUGAAGUGCGGACCAAGACUCUUGAUGAUUUCAUUGAGUUACUCCUUGACGUGACCUAUGUUGCGAAUGAAUUGAUGAUUGACAGAUUAUCACAAAUUUGUCAAAAUAUGCUUGGUCGAUUUGUCAACACUCGCAAUAUCUCAUAUCUUCUUAACUCUGUCUAUCCUAUAUAUAUGGGAGAAUUCAAACAGGCAGCCCUUGAGCAUAUCUGUCUCGACCUCGAGUCUAUGCUUACGAACAGAUAUCUCAAUGGCCUUGAUGAUGAUCUUCUUUCUGAGCUUGAUAAAGUAUGUCAAGAAAAUCAAAUGGCUUCCUACCCUAUCUCUCGAGGGCGCAAUACCGAAGCAUAUGUGCUCGAGAAAUACCCGGAAAUUGUCAGCUCGAUAAAAUCCGACCAGCAACGACGAAUUGACGCAAUGGCAUUACAAUCCCGCCUCAGUCAAAUUGAGUCAAAUGACGUCCGAUCUCGGGCGUCUACUAACGAAAAGUCCAAUGCUUCUCCUUCUGUUCGUAAAACAAGGGCCAGUGUGUCUAGAGAGAUCACUAGUCCCGUCACUAGCCCUAUGCUGAAGCCACAACAGUCUACGGGAGAUCUUAUGUUCCAGAUGGAUGACGAAGCCCCGCUUUCUACACCUGAUGGCAAGGGAAAAUCAGCCAUGCGUGGUAUUAGAUUUAGCGAAGAUAGGGGCCGAUCUUACCCAAACUCUCCGGCGUUGGGGGCAAGCAUCUCGGAGGCUGAGUCGCUUGGAGAUCGAAGUUUUUUGGACCAACAAAUGUCUUCUCCGCGUGGCCCUUUGCUUGCUGAGUCUCCGACCGAAUCUCGAGCCAUUGCCAUGCACCAAAAGCGGGGAGCGUCAUUGGCUUCGCCAACUGAUGUAUCUGCGGCGCCUUGGAGUUCACCUAUCAUUUCUGAUGGAAAGAGGAACCUGGAAGAUAUCAUGGGCGAAACAUCCCAGUCUCGUGUAUCCAAUCUCACGCUGGGCAUGGCAGACAGAAGAGAAAGUAGUGGAAAUUUCACGCCGAAGAUCUCUCAAAAGGAACGGAAGAAGAUGCAGCAACAACAAAUGCAAGAAAGAUUGGCAGCACAGCAGAAAACCAAGGACGCUCCAUCGAAUCCAUGGCAAAUGCCGACGUCCGCUGCGUCGAGUAUGCAUGGCAGAUCUGACCCUAUCCCAAGCCAGAGCGGGCCCAGUACGCCGGCUCCUGAGCUUUUCAAGACCCCUCAAAAGCCCUCCAUGACUCUCCGGCAAACUGUGGCUGGCACGCCACCACCUCGGUCACAACCAGUGGCUACACCAGUUCAGACCCAGAGCCGUAAAGUCUCGACCAAUCUCCCGCAAUCUUCUUUCUCAAAAUCCUCUCCCUCUGGACCUCCCACCUUAUCCCCACAGGCUGCUCCCAAACCAUCGCCCCAGCCUAGCAUUCAAUCUAUCCGCCACAUCCCACGUCCCGAUGCCCAUCUUCUCUCUCCAUCUUAUGGGUCAUUCUCUAUUGCAGCCAUCUUGGAGCAACAACAGGCUGAGAAAGACGAGAUUCGGGAGGCAGCCACGGCCAAGCAUAACAUGGAAGAUAUCCAGGCCGAGCAGCAGUUCCAGCAGUGGUGGGAUCAGGAAAGCAAGCGUGUACAAGGCCUUCAAGACCCUCCUGAGCCCGAAUCAUCGCAGCAGCGGACCGGAAAAGGUGGUCGUGGUGGUAAAGCCGCCGGCGCACCUGGAAAUACACGCAAGCGUCGUGGAAAUAGGAGCGCGGCUUCUGAUGGUGCAGACUCUCGGAGCCAGAAGCAAACCCCGGCUCCGGCUACGGGUCGUGCUACGCCCAAGAAGAAUACGAAUGGCUCUGCCUCGCCACAACCGCAAUCAAAUGGAAGCGGAAAUCAUGUCGCUACCGGCGGACAGGGGAGAAAUUCUCGUCGAGGGGGCCCUGCCAGUCGUGGCAAAGGGCGGGAUAGUGGAUAA